GCACAGUCUUCUUCAAAACUCCGACGAGUAUUGUUUUUCAAGAGCACCAGUCCAGGUCAACAAUUAAAAAUAUGAAUCUUUUUAUUGUUCUGGUGGUGGUAUCUGUGUUCUUAAACUUUAUUCAAGCAGCGCCGAGCGUGGAUAUUUCUAACGACGAAUUGAUGGAUGGAAAAUAUCUAUGUGAAGAUCUUUCAGCGUUAAAACAAUUUUUUAACGGCAACAGCGAAAAUUUAAGAACACCAGGAUUUUUAAGCGACGAUAUAACCACAUCGCAAUUAUUCAACGAGUUGUACAAACUUUAUUUGCGAAAUGUGAAUCCUCCUGCUAAAAACAAAAAUAUCGAAGCCUUUCAGGAUAGGUUAUCGCGAUCAGUUUCUAAACGUGGCUUAGACAGCAUUGGUGGAGGUCAUUUGAUAAAGAGGACUGAAAGUAGACGACUAUUAAGCGACUAAGAAAUCCUAGAGAUAUAAACCACAUCAUUGACUUUGACCAUAUCGAGUACCGAAGACCUGUAAUGAAACUGAAAUGUAAAUAAAAAGCAUGGGAUUUAUUUUAUAUGUACAUAUAAAAUGAUGUAGCUUCUAUUUGUUAAUAAAUUAUUGCAUUAAUAUGA
Molecule: messenger RNA, 613 nt
Organism: Drosophila rhopaloa
Lineage: Eukaryota; Metazoa; Arthropoda; Insecta; Diptera; Drosophilidae
Exons: 3
Coding region: 72-452 (126 amino acids)
Source: RefSeq, a predicted model, not a curated record